AUGCGUCUUCCCUUCCUGCGCAGAGCCACAGCUCCAGAGAACCCCCUUGCUCACAUCGGCGCCAACUCUCAAAGACUCAAGACCCCACCUUAUCAGUACAAACCCUCAAGUACGCUUCAACUUAUCGUCCAUCUUCCCGCCAACGGUUUCGUUCACCUACAGCCUCCCCUCGAUACGACGUACUCAACACAUACUCCAGGACAGUAUGACCACAUUCUUAGCGGCGAGGUCGAGGUCAUUGCGCCACCUGACUGGAGCGACAACGUGGAGAGCAUCACUGUGGGCGUCAAGUCGCUUUGCAGGCUGAAUAUGGGACCGGGGCGGGAAGGAGAGGUCGACACUCUUUUUGAGAGAUCUGUCACCCUAAACGAAGGGCUUGAUAUUGUACCGGGAUCCCAGAGAUUCGCGUUCAAUCUGAUCCUACCGUGUACUCUUCCGGUACACGACUACCACGGUCCCGCCCCUACGUACAACACCAUCUCGUACCGAGCCCAUUCACAGCUAGUCGCCAUCUCAAGUCGUCCUCCCAAAGAGAAACCCAGCCCCGUUGACGCCUUCACCUCGGACAAUGCACCUACCCCCACCUUUGUGUCGGUCAAGCUCGAUGCGGGAGUCACGCGGGUCAUAUACGAAUCGAGCGCGAGGCUACGCGUGGCUCAUAUGUCGGAGAGGGAUGCGAAUUUUGAUACCCUCAACUUUGAAAGGCAGGGAUUGGCGGAGAACCUCGGGGUGUACAACAUCAAGCUUCAAUCGGAUAUCUGGACUAUAGCCGCUCCGUUUCAUUUCAUCGUCCAGCUCCCAUCCCUCUCCCCUCUCAUCACGAUAUUCACCGUACGGUUAUCCAUCUUGCAGGCUCCGUCUAUGCGAUCUCCGCGGGAUUCACCGGGAACGCCACCGUUGACGUCCACGGUCAAAGUUGUGCUGGCGGAAAUAGGCGAGAAGGUGCCGUCUAAUCAUCUGCAUCCGGGAAAAGAGCGACGCGCACUGUGGAGAGGCAGUGAUGUGGGCGGACACGGUACAGGAGAUGGCUGGAAAGAGGAGAUCUUUGCGCGGUUGCCGACAGAUCGAGUGCUGAGAGCUUCGACUGUGCCAGGGAUCAUCACGCCAAUCCACGUCACUCAUGCGAUAUGCGUAGAGAUAUCCUACUCAGUGUACGGGCAGUAUGCGGAUGGGAGGGAGAUGCGACCUACCGGACCGGGAGAAUUGAAGACUUUGAGGAUAACAGAGGGGAUUGUGCUGCCUGCGCGGAACGAAGCAUCUAGGUACACCCCGCUCGAUCGAGUACGGUACCGCAAACACCUCGACCCGCUGGAAUCCGGCGAGAUCACGGCCGUCGGCGGCGGCCAUGCCAUAUGGUACGGGACGUACUCGGAUGCCUCCACGGUCGCUCAUAUCGAGCAGGCGCGCGAGUCGCUCGCUCACGAGAUCGCGCGGCAGUGCGCCAGGCGGGAAGGCAUGAUGACGCGAUUGACAUCCGACGAGGACGCCCCUCCACGGUCGCUCAAAUCGAGCAGGCGCGCGAGUCGCUCGCUCACGAGAUCGCGCGGCAGUGCGCCAGGCGGGAAGGCAUGA
Molecule: messenger RNA, 1572 nt
Organism: Dioszegia hungarica
Lineage: Eukaryota; Fungi; Basidiomycota; Tremellomycetes; Tremellales; Bulleribasidiaceae
Exons: 6
Coding region: 1-1572 (523 amino acids)
Source: RefSeq, a predicted model, not a curated record